This is a messenger RNA of Nerophis lumbriciformis (worm pipefish), 4291 nucleotides long. RefSeq names its product molybdenum cofactor sulfurase (gene mocos). NCBI's taxonomy places the organism in Eukaryota, Metazoa, Chordata, Actinopteri, Syngnathiformes, Syngnathidae. Gene Ontology annotation, molecular function: molybdenum ion binding; pyridoxal phosphate binding; molybdenum cofactor sulfurtransferase activity. The record is from RefSeq and is a predicted model, not a curated record. Gene Ontology annotation, biological process: Mo-molybdopterin cofactor biosynthetic process.
UGUAGUUUACUUGGCCUUGCUUAUCAAUGUUUAGGCAUGUGCUGCCUUUGGCUGUCUUUAGGGCGUAGCCUGCUGUCACUGCCAUGUAAAAAUACACUUUAACGUGUUUGAACUCAAAGACACGACUUUGGUGUAGUAAACUGUAACUUUAAAUGUCGCUGAAGGAGGAAGCGGAAGAUAUGGUCAGCGAACUUUGACUGUGGAAAACGUCAAUAAUUGUCAUUUAGCGGACGGUCAAAUGUUUGCUAAAGAACGACAAGAUUUGAAGAACAAAUAUCUCCAAAAAGGCUCGAUGGACUUCACCAAAAUUAACUCUUUCGAAACUUUCACGGAGGUGUGGAGUCAUUACGGCUAUGGAGAAAACUUGGAGGACUUGCUUGAACGGGAGUUCGCUCGACUUAAAGGUACUGUAUAUCUGGAUCAUGCAGCAAGUACUCUCUACCCACAAUCUCUGGUCACGGAUUACUGCCUGGACAUUUCAAGGAACGUCUAUGGAAACCCUCACAGCCACAACCUCAGCAGCAGGUUAACACAUGACACCGUGGAAAGGGUCAGGUACAGGAUAUUGCAGCAUUUCAACACCACCCCGGAGGAGUACUCUGUGAUUUUUACUUCGGGCUGUACAGCCGCUCUCAAAUUAGUGGCAGAGGGCUUCCCCUGGAGGCCGCAGACAGAGGGCGAGGCAGGAAGUCACUUCUGCUACCUUACUGACAACCACACAUCUGUUGUUGGCAUAAGAGGACUAACAUCUGACUGGGGAGUGGUUAUUCUCCCGGUCUACCCCCAAGAGGUGCUAAAUAGGUCAAAAGAUGAGACUCAAGGUGAAAAUACGGUUUGUCAGACGCCACAUCUCUUCUGCUACCCAGCGCAGAGCAACUUCUCUGGGAGGAAAUAUCCCCUUAGCCAUGUAAAAGGCAUCCAGGCCAAGCGUCUUUACCCAGCAUGUGACCAUCCAGGCCAAUGGUUUGUGUUGCUGGAUGCUGCCUCGCUUGUCAGCUGUUCCCCGCUAAACCUACAAGACUGCCCUGCCGAUUUCAUUCCCAUUUCCUUCUACAAGAUAUUUGGCUUCCCUACAGGUCUGGGGGCCCUUCUUGUCCGCAACCACGCAGCAAGCAUGCUAAAAAAGACUUAUUUUGGGGGAGGCACAGCAGCAGCUUACCUUUCUGGAGAAGAUUAUUACGUGCAGGCUGCAAACAUUCCUGACAGAUUUGAAGAUGGCACAGUCUCCUUUUUGGACAUCAUUGCUCUCAACCACAGCUUUGAAACUCUUUACAGAAUCACUGGGUGCAUGCUGAACAUACAGCAGCACACAUUUGGCUUGGCACGCUACACUUACUUGCUUCUGUCAAGUCUUUGCCAUGGCAACAGGCGACCAGUGGCCCAGAUGUACACUCAUGGCCAGUUUGAGAGUCCAAGCACACAAGGCGCAAUCUUAAACUUCAACCUAAUGGACUGUCAUGGAAAAAUAAUUGGAUAUUCUCAGGUGGACAGAAUGGCAAGUUUGUACAACAUCCAUGUACGUACUGGUUGCUUCUGCAACACCGGAGCUUGUCAGAGCUUCCUUGGCAUUACAAAUCAGCAAAUGAAGAGAAACUUACAAGCUGGCCACGUCUGCGGAGACACCCUUGACUUGGUGGAUGGGCAGCCAACCGGAUCUGUCCGCGUGUCCUUUGGCUACAUGUCAACCUUUGACGACUGUCAAAAGUUCCUGAGCUUUGUUGCUGAGUGCUUUGUGGAGAAACCAGUGACAGUAGACCAAGCCAGACUAGAAAGCCUUAAAGCUGCAAAAGCACCAAAGGAAGAGACUACAGUCAAUAUCACUGAAGUAACACGGAAAGACCAAGAAAAGGAGCAAAUUACAGAAUCUUCACGAAGGGGAUUUAAACUUGUAUGUCCAGGCAGCCAUCACGGAGCUUAUACAUUGACCAACAUCUACGUAUAUCCCAUCAAAUCCUGUGGCGCAUUUGAGGUCCACAACUGGCCAGUAGGACCUCAGGGUUUACUGUAUGACAGAGGCUGGAUGGUGGUAAAUGGAAAUGGGGUGUGCCUGAGUCAGAAAAGAGAACCACGUCUAUGCCUCAUUCGCCCACAAGUCAGUCUGUCUUCAAAUGAGUUGCUUUUGCAGGCGACAGGAAUGGAUGAUACCAUUUCAGUUCCACUGGAAAUCCGAACUGGAAUGGACGCAAGCUCUCCGGUGUGUCAGAGUAAAGUUUGUGGUGAUAGAGUAGAGACUGUGGACUGUGGUGAUGGGGCUGCGUCGUGGCUUUCAGACUUUCUUGGACAGCCAUGCCGUCUGAUAAGACAAAGUCCCAAUUUCACUCGAGGCAUGAAAAAGAAGUUUGAUACAGCCAUCAGCUCAUCGUCGCUCUCACUGGUGAAUGAAGCACAGUAUCUCAUGAUCAAUCGUGCCAGUGUGGAGCUCAUUCACAAAGUAAUGAGCAGCAGGGAAGACGAGUCCGAGCUCGACACACAAAACAUCAUCAGUCGGUUCCGAGCCAAUUUCGUCAUUGCAGGGGCUGAAGCAUUUGAGGAGGAAAAUUGGUCAGGCUUGAUUAUUGGCAACAUUCAAUUCACGGUCGGAGGUCAAUGUGUUCGUUGCCAAAUGGUUGGAAUAGACCAGAACACUGGGAGCAAAACCAAAGAGCCACUUAUUUCUCUUUCAAGCCAACGCACUGGAAAGGUGACAUUUGGCGUGUACCUCGUCCAUCAUUUGCCAGAAGGGUCCACUAAAGCCGGUGUCUUGUGCACUGGAUCCAUGUGCUUCAUAAACUGCACCACAAACACGCAAGACGUGCCUGUGACAUUGGGAGGAUUUCUGACAUGAUACCUGUCAAGUGUGCAGAAAUCUUCUUUUUUAUUUGCUAGGUUUUACUUUGUCGAUAUCCACAAUCCUUGAGAUGCCAGUUCUUAAAGCAAACCAGCCAAAAUAAAUGAGUGUACUGUCAUUUCCUAACUAUAGAGCGCACCUAAAUAUAAGUCACACCCACUUAAUUUUUGGGGAAAAAAAUGUUGUACAUAACAAUCAAAGUUUAUUCAUAUAGCCCUUAAUCCCAAAUGCCUCAAAGGGCUUCACAAACCACAAUGACAUCCUCGGCUUUGAUCCCACAUCUGGUCAAGAAAAAACUCAACCCAAUGUGGGAACAAUUUCCCUGGUGACCGGUGAAAUGGAUGCUGAUGUAAUAUUGGCUGCACACAUCUGUAUGAUGCAGGUGUAUAUAUAAAAACAUGAAAAGUGUUCAUUCACAAAGAUCAUGUCCCAAAGAAAUCCUAAAAUUACUGUUGUGCAGCAUUCAUUAAGCGUCAGGGUUCAAAACGUGACAAAAAAAGUUGUGGUUUAUAUAGUCCGAAAAUUACAUUACUUUCUGUGUCAGCACGAGUCUAUAUAAUAUAUUGUAAAGUAUUUUACGUGAGUUGUUUUUUCACUCAAGUGUUGUGAAAUAAAGCAGGUGUAGGAUUUUAUUCACAUGGCAAACACUGUCGAUCCUGAUGCAAUCAUUGGUGCUCAUUUUUCUUCAUUUAUUCUUCCUCUUAUUCCCGAGGAGAUUAACACACUUUUUAUUCCAACCACACCUUUCAGUACCGGUAAUCCAAGGCAGCGUUUUCCUAAUCAUGAAGAAAACUACCAGACUUCUCUAUGUCCUACUCAUACAUGUAUUGCCAAAACAUGUGUGAAUGGGGAUUAAAAGAAGUGCAGCACAGUAUCAGGCCUGGUAAAAAAUACAUUUAUGAAAAUAUUUGUCUUAGGGAUGGUGUGGCGAAGUUGGUAGAGUGGCCGUGCCAGCAAUCGGAGGGUUGCUGGUUACUGGGGUUCAAUCCCCACCUUCUACCGUCCUAGUUACGUCCGUUGUGUCCUUGGGCAAGACACUACACCCCUUGCUCCUGAUGGCUGCUGGUUAGCGCCUUGCAUGGCAGCUCCCGCCAUGAAUAGGUGAAUGUGGAAAUACUGUCAAAGCGCUUUGAGAACCUUGAAGGUAGAAAAGUGCUAUACAAGUAUAACCCAUUUAUCGUUUAUUUAUUUAGUCUUACAAUACUACAAAUACACUAUGCAAUUUUGUCCCAAGGAUAUAUUUUAUUUUCAAACCAGGCUCGUCCUCUAUGUAUGGUAUUGCUGCUCAAUGUGUGCAAUGUCACAUUGCAUAGACUAAACAGCAAUUCUCAAACUGUGGUACAUGUACUCUAUCUAGUGGUAUGUCAAAUAAUCACUUAAAUAAAUAUUCGAAGACAGUCCAACUGUCCAAAUUGUGUGUAAUGUUACAGUUGACUAUGUAUUAAAUGUAAUUGGUAAAUGAAA